UGAUGUCAGGAUUAAAAUAAAUAAAUUAAAUACACCAUGGAUCACUAUCUUACAACUUAUAAGAAAGAUUACUUAUGGCCCAACUUACCUGGCGCGUCCACAGGGGCCGCUGGAGCAGAUGUUGCGGAGAUCCCAAAACUCUCAGGCGAGGAGCUCGCCUUCUAUCAAGCAUGUAUGCAACAUACGCGUCCGCCAGACUGUAGAUGCCCACAGAAUACCGGAGCGGAAGUACAACUACCCCCUGGUAAAGAAGGGGGAUGGAGUAGAAACGAGAUGAUGGGACCAUUACUGGACCCAAAACUCUAUCCAGUUCGAGUUGGUGCUAGUCCAGAGACAGCUACCUCACGCUAUGAUCAGCCGAAUGCGUUCUUAGAUAAGUUGCAGUCAAAAUACCCAAUGCUGUACAGCAUUCUGCAGAACGAGGCAUCGCCUGAAUUAAAGCAACGUAUAGACCGAGAUCGCAACAAAACAACAUAUCAAGUGGAUUAUUGUGAAGCCGGUCCAGGGGCAAAGUUUGAGGGUCUCCAAAGGGCAGCUGAUGAAAGCGGUACAGGACCAUGUGCACAACCUAUGAGAUUACCAGGAGAUCCCUGCAGGGUAGGACCUAAGCCAAGAAGGUCGACUCCUAAAACCAUAUCUAAGCAAGCUGGAGCCGGUGCUGCAAGUGAUCCAAGAGCCAAAUGUGAAACAACGUCAGCCGUACCACCUCUGGGUAAAACUGAAUAUCAAGAUGGCGUAUCAAAACUUGGAGCUAUUAUAAUGCGCGAUAAAUUGCACAGACGAUGAAUUAUGCAAAAAUAAAAUUGAAACAAGUAAUAAAUUUCUAAUAUAC
Vanessa atalanta (red admiral) is the source of this 832-nucleotide messenger RNA. RefSeq lists its product as uncharacterized. The transcript is spliced from 6 exons. The record is from RefSeq and is a predicted model, not a curated record. Bases 37 to 786 code for a protein of 249 amino acids. NCBI's taxonomy places the organism in Eukaryota, Metazoa, Arthropoda, Insecta, Lepidoptera, Nymphalidae.